This is a messenger RNA of Nylanderia fulva, 1271 nucleotides long. It is a transcript of the gene Tpi, whose product is annotated as triose phosphate isomerase. The record is from RefSeq and is a predicted model, not a curated record. Gene Ontology annotation, molecular function: triose-phosphate isomerase activity. NCBI's taxonomy places the organism in Eukaryota, Metazoa, Arthropoda, Insecta, Hymenoptera, Formicidae. Gene Ontology annotation, cellular component: cytosol. Gene Ontology annotation, biological process: glyceraldehyde-3-phosphate biosynthetic process; glycolytic process; gluconeogenesis.
AUGGGAGGAAUACGACAGUAAUCGUUCACCUUGUCGCGCGCGUGAAGGUCAGAGGGACGAGAACUGCUCGAAAAAAAGCUCUGUUGCAGCUGGUGGAUCAUCCGAGUGUCUGUCAUCGCGAAGUUUACGAGCGAGAAAAAUGGCGCGAAAAUUCUUCGUCGGCGGUAACUGGAAGAUGAACGGCACGAAGAGCGAAAUAAACGACAUCGUCGCCUUCCUGAAGACCGGUCCACUCGACCCGAAUGCUGAAGUCGUAGUGGGAGUCCCUUCAAUAUAUCUCACAUAUGUGACCUCCAUUGUUCCCAACAAUGUUAGCGUCAGUGCGCAGAAUACAUAUAAAGUGUCCAAAGGAGCGUUUACUGGUGAGAUUAGUCCGGCUAUGCUUCUGGACAACGGCAUUCCCUGGGUGAUUCUUGGUCAUUCGGAGCGUAGAAAUGUGUUUGGAGAAACGGAUGAAUUAGUUGCAGAGAAAGUUGAGCAUGCUUUGGAAGCAGGAUUGAAAGUGAUUGCAUGUAUAGGUGAGAAAUUGGAGGAGCGCGAAGCAGGAAAAACAGAAGAAGUAGUUUUUAAACAAACUAAGGCAAUAGCUGACAAAAUUAAAUCUUGGGACAACGUGGUCCUGGCUUAUGAACCAGUUUGGGCGAUCGGUACAGGUAAAACCGCGACCCCGCAACAAGCACAAGAGGUUCACGAGAAAUUACGAGAGUGGUUGUCCAAAAAUGUCAAUCCCGCUGUUUCGCAAACUCUGCGAAUUAUCUACGGUGGUUCCGUGACAGCUGGAAAUGCCAAGGAACUGGCAAAAGAGAAGGAUAUCGAUGGAUUUUUGGUCGGUGGCGCGUCACUGAAGCCUGACUUUGUACAAAUCAUUAAUGCUCGUUCUUGAACAGUCAACAAAACAUUUUAACAAGAUUAUAUCAGAUGAGAUUUUAUUCCUACUAGGGAUAUGCAAAUAGUUGCAUACUGUUAUAUUCUGUCUAUUGUUCGAAUGUACAAAGUCUGUUCUGACGAAAAAUAUUGCUAUAACGAAAGGAGAGUCAUAUCUAUAUUUAUCUUAUAUUUUCAAUCUAAUCUGCUCGCAAUGUAGCUAUGUAAUAUGUUACAUUGUUGUUGUUGAUAAUUCUUAAUUGUAUUUAUAAUACUGCAAGAUACACAGAUAAUCUCAGAUUAAUUUGUCUGCAGUAUCAUUGAUACAAUUAGUCUAAUACAAUAAGGGAACAUUGUAAAAGCUUAUCAAUAAAUGUUAGAAGGAAAACAUCUGUUAUCUUAUACAA